Molecule: messenger RNA, 294 nt
Organism: Entrophospora sp. SA101
Lineage: Eukaryota; Fungi; Glomeromycota; Glomeromycetes; Entrophosporales; Entrophosporaceae
Source: the annotation of a GenBank genome assembly
GGACACAGAGAACGUAUCAACGAUGCUAAAUUAAAAGAAAAUAUUUUGGUUACAGGGUCAGCUGAUAGAACCGUUAGAAUUUGGAAUGUUGAGACAGGUGAAUGUAUUAAUGCUUUGUCAGGAAAUUCAUUUAGUUCGACAGGGGAAUUAUUAAGGGAAUUAAGAGGACAUGUUACAGCGGUUAGGUGUAUAAGUAUAUCAAAAAAUUAUGUUGCAUCUUGUGCAUUUGAUGGUAGUUUAAUAGUGUGGAACCUGGCCAGUGCUGAAAUUGAUGAUAUAUCGAGAUUUUCAUAA